AUGUCGCAACUGGACACAGAGAAGCUGGGACUCGUUUUCCAGUCUCGCCCAGACAUUCUCAAUGGGAUAAAGGAAGCGGCCGACAGUCCCGCGCGCGUCGAUCUCUUCAACAAGAUUGCCGCUUUCGUCUUGGAGCAGCUCACCACCGACGCUGCAGACCAACCAGUCUCGAAACGCCGCCGCGUCGAUGUAGACCAGACCAACGGGACACCAAACGGCCACGUCAAGACUGAGGGAGCAUCAUCAACAGACGUUGUCGCAGAGGCUGCUGCAGAGGAGUUACAGCUCGAGAUCAAGGACGUCUCGGUGUCGAUUCCCCAGCGCAAAAAGUACAACCUCUGCCUGACGAAGCACUUUAUAUUUGCGCGGAACAAUGCGGACCCAAAACCAGUUGCAGGCAUGGUAUGGCGGUGGGAAGAUAUAGAGCACGUCUUCUACCUCCCGGUACCAGAAAAGACGCAGCAGCAGUUCAACUACGUCUUCCUCCCACGCGGAACCUACCUGCCAACAUCCAACAACCAGAGCGCCACUGGCGCAAAACCACAACAGCCCUCCCCGUCUGCGGCCGCAGCAGAACCGCUCCUUUUCACAAUCCCGCUGGCGGCCCCGAAACCAGGCAGCCUCGCCGGCAAGGUCGCCGCCCAGGCCCAGGUUGCCGCCGACAGCUACAGCAGCCUGGUGAAUUGGGCCGUGCCUCAGUUCCUGCGCGCUGCCGCCACGCGGCUGGGACUCUCGUCGCCCGUAGAGAUCGUCGCGUCAGACCCGAAGCAGUUCGCCAGCGCAGUGCGGCAGUCGCACCGGCCCAGCGAGAAGGCGGUGCACGUCAAGGCGUUCCGGGGCAGCAAGGACGGGUACCUGUUUUUCCUGCGCACGGGGAUUCUUUGGGGCUUCAAGAAGCCGCUCGUGUUUUUGCCGCUCGACCGCAUCGUCUCGGUGAGCUACACGAGCGUUCUCCAGCGGACGUUCAACAUGGUGGUCGAGGUGGACGUCGGGGACGGCGUCACGGAGGAGCUGGAGUUUAGCAUGCUGGACCAGGAGGAUUAUGGCGGUAUCAACCAGGACUACGUGCACAAGUACAACCUGCAGGACCGGAGCAUGGCGGAGCAGAGAAAGGCCAAGAGGGAGCUGGCAGAGAACGCCAAGAAGGGAGGUGCCGGGGCGACGGCGGGCGAAGAUGGAGAGAAGGCGGCAGCUGAUGGCGAUGCGAACAUGAGCGAGCUGCAGAGGGCGGAGAUGGAGGAGGAGCAGCGUCUGCAGGACGAAGAGGACGAGGAAGAAGAGGACUACGAUCCCGGUAGCGAUGGAGACAGCGAGGGAGAGGGGACGAGCAGCGAAGAGGAAGAUGGCGAUGGCGGUGGUGACGAUGACGAUGACAAUGGCGAUGACGAUGACGAUGAGGGAGAGGAUGAAUUAUGA
Molecule: messenger RNA, 1416 nt
Organism: Pyricularia pennisetigena
Lineage: Eukaryota; Fungi; Ascomycota; Sordariomycetes; Magnaporthales; Pyriculariaceae
Exons: 3
Coding region: 1-1416 (471 amino acids)
Molecular function (GO): nucleosome binding; histone binding
Source: RefSeq, a predicted model, not a curated record